Molecule: messenger RNA, 1839 nt
Organism: Plasmodium adleri (nom. inval.)
Lineage: Eukaryota; Apicomplexa; Aconoidasida; Haemosporida; Plasmodiidae
Product: amino acid transporter, putative
Exons: 2
Coding region: 1-1839 (612 amino acids)
Biological process (GO): amino acid transmembrane transport
Molecular function (GO): amino acid transmembrane transporter activity
Source: RefSeq, a predicted model, not a curated record
AUGAAUAAAAAGUAUGUUGCGUCCUCAAAUAACCAUGAUAGCAAAAAAGAUAAGAAGAACAACGCAGAUAAGAAUAAAAACAAAAAGAACACAACUACCAGUGAGGAAAACAAAGAUUCAAAUAACAAUGCUGUAAAUAAUGAUAGUAAAAAAAAUGAUUCUUCAAAAAAUAAGUACAACAUAGUUAAGGCUAAUAUUAAGAAUAUAUUUGUGUCUGAUAAAACAAAAGAAAAAAGUGAUAAAAAUGAAAAAAACGAAUCUUCAAAAAGUACUAAGAAUGCAGAAACAUAUAGUAAUGUAAAUGACAAAAAAUCCAACGAACUUAGUACUAAAGGUUCGAAUGAUAAAAAAAAGAAACAAAAAGAUAGCAAAAAAGAUAACAAAAAAGAUAGCAAAAAAAAUAGUAGUAAUAAUAAUAAUACAGUUGUAGAUAUAUCAGAUGAGGAUUAUACUAAUGAUGAAGGAGAAAUAAAUAAACCAAAGAAAAACUGGAAAGGUAGAACAUUUAGUCGAUUUACACCUGGUGGUGUUAGAUCUAGUACUGUACUUUUUAUAUGUACAGCUAUUGGUGUGGGAUUUUUAUCAAUACCUUAUGUUUUUUCUAAAUUAGGUAUUAUACUUAGUAUUAUAUUAAUAAUAUUGAAUGCUCUUGAAUCAUAUGUUACUACAAAUAUAUUAUGUACUUCUUCUUUAGAACAUAAUACAUUUGUAUAUGGUAAUUUAUUAAAAAAAAUAGGAAAUAAAUAUGAUAAAACUAUAAUAGAUUUUGGAUUAUCCUUUGGUUUUAUAUCAAGUUAUAUUUUAAUAUUAAUAUUAAUCAGUAAUUUUUUAAGUACUAUCUUUUAUGUAUUUAAUUUCCCCACUUUAUUUACAAAUAAUAUAUUCUUAGUAAUAUUAAUAUGUCUACUAAUUUUGCCAAUCACAUUUAGAAAUAAAGUUGGAUCAUUAAACCAUUUCUUAAUUUUUUCAUUAUUCUCUUUAUCUAUAACUGUAUUAACAAUAGGACUACAAACAAAAUCAUAUAAUAACUUAUUAAUUAAUAGAGAAGUAAAUUUAUUUACUAUGGACAAACACUUUUUCAAAUGCUUCAAUAUAUUGUUAUUUUCAUUCUCUCAACAACCAAAUGCAUGUUUUAUUACUGGGCAAUUCAAUCAACCUACACAUAGAAGAUUAAAUAAAUCAACCUUUAGAAGUGUAAUGUUACAAGUUAUAUUCUAUACACUAUUUGGUGUUUUAGGAUAUUUCUCAUUUUUAAAUACAGCAAAAGAUAAUAUUGUUCUAAAUUAUGAAAAUAGUAAUGUCUCUAUACUUUUAUGUAAAUUUCUUUUAUCAUUGACCUUCUUCUUCUCUGUCCCAUUAAAUUUUAUGGGAUCUUAUCAAAGUAUGCUAGCUCUUGGAAUAACAACAAGAGAUGCCUUAUAUAAAUUAUAUACUUAUAUAUUUAGAAGAACUGGAUAUUCAGCCAAUUUGUCUUUACUAUUAUCUGAAUAUACACAAGAUCCGUACCAAGAAACACAUGCAGAUAAUAUUACAGAACAUUCAAGUGUUAGCGAAUCACAGGAAGAUGAUCAAAAUCAAAGAAUGUGGGUAUCUAUAAUUGUCACCAUUUUUUGUGCCCUAAUUGCAUGCAAGGUUAAAAAAUUAUCGAAUGUUAUAGGUAUAGGGGGAGGUAUUACAUCAACUCUAAUUUCAUGCCUAUUGCCAAAUAUAAUAUAUUAUAAAAACAGACACAAUGUAUCAAAUAAGCUCAAGAGAUAUUCAACUUUGUUCAUGCUUUGUUUCUUCUCAUUUAUGGGAUUUUUAUCCGUUGUAGUUACAACCUUAAAUUUAAUUUUAUAA